CAUACCAUACCCUUAGUCGCUCACCAUUGCCUCUUCGUCCCUCUGUGCUUUUGCCAUUGUUGGACGAUCACCUCUCAGAGCAGAGAGAAAGUUUAGACUACAGGAACACUUGGAGAGAGACAAGAUCUUCGUCUUCCAAUGCAGAUGGCAAGGACAAGGAGUUCAUUGGUUUAGGAUCAAAUCAGGAGCACGACAAAUCAGGAGCACAAAAGCAGGCCCAGUUGGCUAUAUUACACGAAGGAGGGAAGGAAGCCAAGAAUUAACCAAACAGCUGGCCGCCAUGGCCAACAUCAGCAGCAGCCCGUCGGUCUCGGUAUCGGACGAGAGCUUGGAGGCGGACGCGAGGUGCUGCUCGUCAUCGUCGACGGCGCCGAGCCUGCUCGACACGGUCGACUUCAGCCGCAGCCCCUCCGACGUGUCCACUUUCUCCGAGCACAGCGUUGACCUCAGCGGGCCAUUCGGCACGGCCGCCGUGUCCAAGCUGAUCGGCGGCCGCGGCUCCCCCGCGCUCAGCCGGAUGAGCAUGAAGCCCCGCGCCGACGUUCUCGACAGGCGCGGAACGGAGGAUGAGAUUGAGCUGGUGAAGGAGAGGUUCUCGAAGCUCCUGCUGGGCGAGGACAUGUCAGGGGGCGGCAAGGGCGUGUGCACCGCCGUGGCCAUCUCCAACGCCAUUACCAACCUCUACGCGACGGUGUUCGGGAACUGCCACAAGCUGGAGCCGCUGCCUGUCGGGAAGAAGACGAUGUGGCGGAGGGAGAUGGACUGCCUCCUCGCCGUCUGCGACUACAUCGUCGAGUUCUACCCCUCCUCGCAGUCGCUCUCCGACGGCACCCGCGUCGAGGUCAUGGCCACCAGGCCGAGAUCCGACAUAUACAUCAAUCUCCCCGCCCUCGAGAAGCUCGACGCCAUGCUCAUCGAGAUCAUGGACAGCUUCCAGAAAGCAGAGUUCUGGUACGCGGACGCCGGGACGAGGUCGUUCGGGUCGGUGACGUCCUCUUCGUCUCCGUCGUCAUCGUUCCGGCGGUCGACGGCGACCCACCGGAACGAGGACAAGUGGUGGAUGCCGGUGCCGUGCGUCCCGGACGGCGGCCUGUCCGUGAAGGCGCGCAAGGAGCUCCGGCAGAAGCGCGACUGCGCCAACCAGAUCCACAAGGCCGCCGUGGCCAUCAACAGCGGCGUGCUGAGCGACAUGGAGGUGCCGGAGUCGUUCAUGGCGCUGCUCCCGAAGAGCGGGAGGGCGAGCGUGGGGGACUCGGUGUACCGCGCCAUGCACGGGUCCGACAAGUUUUCACCGGAAUACCUGCUGGACUGCGUGGACGUGUCAUCGGAGCACGAGGCGCUGGCGUUGGCCGACCGGGUGGAGGCGGCCAUGUACGUGUGGCGGCGCAAGGCGACCGCGAGCCACGGCGGCAACAGGUCGGCGCAGUGGAGCAAGGUCAAGGAGCUGGCCGCGGCCGCCGACGACGGCGGCGAAGGCGGCAAGAACGUGGCGCUGGCGAGCAGGGCCGAGAGCCUCCUGCUCUGCAUCAAGCACCGCUUCCCCGGCCUCUCGCAGACCACCCUCGACACCAGCAAGAUCCAGUUCAACAAGGAUGUUGGGCAGGCGAUCCUGGAGAGCUACUCAAGGGUGCUGGAGAGCUUGGCGUUCAACGUCGUCUCGUGGACAGAAGAGGUUCUUUUUGCCGACAAGAACGCCAGGAAAUAGCGAGCGAUAAACCUGACGGAUUCUCCCAGAGCAUGCCCCGUAAGAGCGAAAUGUGUUUUUCGCGUUUCCCAACUCUUUCUGAUGCUGGAGUUGAGGGAAAUAGGCUAGGAUGAUCUCACGGUAGCUUUUUUACUGUAAGGUUUCUACUGACGUAGUGAAGGAUUUGUAAGAUUUGUCUUGCAAAGAAUAUAAGCAGGGUGUGUCUGACCAACAGUGAGUCCUGUGUGUAUGACAACUAACAAACUAGCAAGUACUUUGUUUUCGAGAAAUUCGCUCUGGAGCUCGGGUUAGAGUUGGUUCGAUUUUCUUGAAAACUCUGAAAACGGUAUUUCAAAGUUCCGAACUAUUCUGAACACAAAUC
This is a messenger RNA of Lolium perenne, 2066 nucleotides long. Its product is annotated as rop guanine nucleotide exchange factor 3. Gene Ontology annotation, molecular function: guanyl-nucleotide exchange factor activity. The record is from RefSeq and is a predicted model, not a curated record. NCBI's taxonomy places the organism in Eukaryota, Viridiplantae, Streptophyta, Magnoliopsida, Poales, Poaceae.